Symbiodinium natans is the source of this 1620-nucleotide messenger RNA. The record is from the annotation of a GenBank genome assembly. Lineage: Eukaryota; Dinophyceae; Suessiales; Symbiodiniaceae.
AUGGCCCCGGCUGCUGGCCUGGCCUACUUCUACAACUUGGACCGUUUUAAGUUUGAUGCGGAUCAGCGACAGGAUUGCAUGUACCAGAUGCAAAACAUGCGCUUAGCACAGUGGGGACUCUUUCGUGAAGAUGUUCGGGAUGUCUUUCAGCUUUCAACGUCGAAUAUGGACAACUACAUCUUGGUUGGUGCGCUCAUCGUGACAGCUGUGAUGAAUUUCAUCUUCGUUGGUUACCCAGAGUUUCCCUUAGAGCCUCGAUGGCUUCUGGUGUUGUGGAACAACUGCGUUUUUGCAUGCAUUUUCUUCGGAAUGGUUUCUGUCUGGCUUGCUAUGCAUGGCUCCAUUGCCCAGCGCUCAGCCCAAGUCAAGAUCCUGACGCAGGCCAUACGUCCACCAGUACCCACCCUGAAGGACGUUGAGUCCGGCAUGCGCUCACAGGAGCACUUUGAAGGUGAUGGAGCGGGUCGCUACUUUCAGCCCCCUGCUUUUGCCGUUCCCUUCGCUUUGGCUGAGAAGGAUGAGAUCCCGAAGACAGCGGCUUCGACAGUGGAUCCCAGCAUGCGGACUCUGCCCACUGGUGCGAGUCAGAGAAAGGGUCGCACGCGUCCCAAAUCUCAGAAGGAUCAGAAGGAGGCAGUCGACUGGCUAUCAGACGCCCCCUUUGCCGGCGAAGAGGUUCUGCAACAUCUCAAGACCGUUGACAACGGGGGUCCUGGGCGGAGUGCAGUCAUGCACUCCCACUUCUGGAUGUUACGACGGGUUCAGCGAGGAUACGCAUGCUUCGACGCAUAUGCCCGGAUUGGGCUCGUCCUUGCAGCUCAGCACAUGAUCUUAGUUUGUGCUUACUACUCGCUCGGGCACUUCAUGUCCAAGAUGGACAACUGGCCUAUACCAGCACAGAAUCCAGGUGCAGCCUGGCUUUCUUUGAUCGCAGGUGCUUUCUGCACCACAACACUGUUCAAACUUGACCUCUUCUGUGGUCCGAAGUAUAGGAACCUGGUGCAGCUGAUGCUGGUGAUUCCACCAGCCUUAUCAGGCUUGGCGAUUCACCUCGCAGCUUCAAGAACCAAUCACGGGAGGGGCGGGGUGCGCGCAUGUGACCAAACAGUUCCAGCUUGGCUUCCAUGGAUUCUUUCCAUGCUGGCCUGUGCAGGCCACAUGCUUUGGAUGUAUGUGAUCUUGCGAGUGUCUGCCCCACUUUUGGAAAGCUCUGGUCUUCCGCUGUCUUUCCGAUCCACCAUCUACUUAGAUGUCUUUGGCUGGCACAGCAAGCACUUUACUGCGGCCGCUGUCCGACGAGCCGUCGACUGCGCACAUUGGGAGAACCCAAUGAAGAUGAUCUAUGAAGCCGCAGAGCGGCGUCCAGACCACAAGUGUUUGGUGGCCACGCACAAGGAGGCCAAGCACAUUGUGAACAUGCUCUCGCAGUUUAUGACAGCAGAAAUGUCGACACACCUCUCCCAAGAAGAGAGUGAUGACUUGCACCAGUUGCAUUUCACGUUGGAUGAACACCUUCGUGACCUGGAGACGCAGAUGGCUAUGCCGGCCGCACGGCAGUAUGAGACCUGGGAGAAGAAGGGCCCAGAGAGGCUCAGCCGCAACAACACGCUGCAUGAAUGA